GGGAGAGGGAGUGAGUGAGUGAGUGUGAGGGUGAGGGGAGGCUAUGGCGGUGGACCUGACGUUCCUGGGGACGGGCGCGGCCUUCCCGUCCCGGAGCCGCGGAGCCUCGGCGGUCGCGUGGCGUCACGAGGGCGAGUGUUGGCUGUUCGACUGCGGCGAAGGCACUCAGACACAGGUCCUGAGGAGCGCUCUGAGAGCGGGAAAAAUCUCUAAGGUUUUCAUUACUCAUCUCCACGGUGAUCACCUGUUCGGUUUGCCGGGCCUCCUGUGUACAGUGAGCCUUCAGUGCAGUUCCACGUCCGUAAAGCAGCCUUUGGAGAUCUACGGACCUGUUGGAUUACGGAAAUAUCUGCGGACAUGUUUGGGAAUUUCUCAGUCGCAGUUGAACUUCCCGUACGUGGUGCACGAGCUGAUUCCGACCCAAGAUCAAUGUUUUCCCGAAGAAUGGAGAUACCCGUCUGAUCAAAAGGCAGAUGACCAGCUUCAUCCUCAGGAACAGCAAGGAAAAACAAUUCAUCUUGAUCCUCAGGAAAACUGCUAUCAUCUCCUUGACCACAAACACUUCACCGUAAAAGCUUUCAAGCUCUUCCAUCGAAUACCAUCUUUCGGCUUUGUCAUUGAGGAAAAGGAGCGUCCAGGCAGACUUCUGACACAAAAACUGAAGGAUAUGGGUGUUCAUCCAGGACCUUUGUAUGGGAAACUGAAAAAUGGACAAGCCAUUACUCUGGACAAUGGAGAGACUGUCUUUCCAAUGGAUGUGCUCGAGGGUCCUGUACCGGGCCGAAAAAUCUGUAUUUUAGGAGAUUGCUCUGGGAUUGUGGGUGAUGUAGGUAAGAAGCUCUGCCUUGAUGCUGACGUUCUGGUACACGAGGCGACUCUGGACGACAGCCAGGCGGACAAGGCCAAGGAGCACGGACACUGCACUCCAAAAACGGCGGCAGAGUUUGCAAAGUCGUGUAAGGUUAAAAGGCUGGUCCUGACUCAUUUCAGUCAGCGGUACAAACCGGCAAGCCUGAUCAAUGAAGGAGAUGACAAUGUCUUGGAACUGAAGACGCAGGCUGAGUUGAUAUUGGAAGGACAGGAGGUAACACUAGCUGAAGACUUUCUGGUUCUUGAAAUUCCUUCCAAAAAAAAACCAAGCAACAAAUAAUCCUUCCCUGCAUAUAAAGACAGAAUCGCUUGCGGUAAAUUAUAGCCUUAGGUUAGUUGUGAAAUCAGUGCUGAUUUAAUUUUGCUGAACUUUAAUUGUAAUUCCAUCUUACUGUAAUGUAGACGCUGGAAACCUGAAACAAAAACAGAAUAGAGUUCUGACGAAGGGUCAUGGACCCGAAAUGUUGACUCACUUUUCUUUCUCCAUAGCUGCUGCCUGAUCUGCUAAGUGUUCCCAACCACUUCCGUUUGUUGCUGUAAUGCAAGUUUAUUAAAAUGGUACAAAUUGGUGAUAACGCUUUAACCAGUGGCUUCUCUUAAAUGUGCGGUGUGGCGGGGGAAGCGAUGAUGUCUGCAGCUGUUUUCACGUUCUUCAAUAAAGAGAAUGCAUUUGAACGUU
This is a messenger RNA of Callorhinchus milii (elephant shark), 1549 nucleotides long. RefSeq names its product elaC ribonuclease Z 1 (gene elac1). Gene Ontology annotation, cellular component: nucleus. The record is from RefSeq and is a predicted model, not a curated record. The transcript has 3 exons. Bases 44 to 1150 code for a protein of 368 amino acids. Gene Ontology annotation, molecular function: 3'-tRNA processing endoribonuclease activity. Lineage: Eukaryota; Metazoa; Chordata; Chondrichthyes; Chimaeriformes; Callorhinchidae.